Aspergillus mulundensis is the source of this 1305-nucleotide messenger RNA. RefSeq names its product protein-arginine N5-methyltransferase (gene rmt2). Lineage: Eukaryota; Fungi; Ascomycota; Eurotiomycetes; Eurotiales; Aspergillaceae. Gene Ontology annotation, biological process: peptidyl-arginine methylation. Gene Ontology annotation, molecular function: protein arginine N5-methyltransferase activity. Gene Ontology annotation, cellular component: cytoplasm; nucleus. The record is from RefSeq and is a predicted model, not a curated record. The coding region runs from base 1 to 1305 and encodes 434 amino acids. The transcript has a single exon.
AUGGCAGACCCAAUGACCGAAAUCGACGUCGACCUCAGUGUUCAAGAAGUCCUCCUCGCAGCCUCCCAGCAUGACACCCAAAAGCUCCGACGGCUCCUCCGUGCCAACGAUGCGGCCAGCAACCCCGCCAACGUUAAGGACCCGGAGACCGGCUACUCUCCGCUCCACGCGGCCAUUGCAGCUUGCGAGCCUGACGUGGAGGAAGACGUGAAGACAAAUGGCGCGCCUAACGGCGUCCAGACAAACGGAGAAGAACAGACCAGUGAGCAGGAGAGCACAGUUCAGGCCGCCGUGCAGACUGUGAGGCUUCUUCUGCAGGAGGGCGCUAUUUGGAAUGAUCUGGACCUGAACAAUGAGACUCCGGGAUGUAUUGCGAGGAGACUGGGAUUAACCGAGCUUUAUGAGAUGAUCGUGGAUGCCGGAGUCAGGGCGGAGCUGCUGCUGAACAGGCUCGACGGAUACGAACAAUUGUCAGACGAAGAGAUGGAAGAGGACCAAGAAGAGGAGCAAGAACAACAGGAAAUCACCGAUGCCGGUGCAAGCGCCUCAAACACAGCAGACGACGAGUCUGUCCCGCAACUAGUCGAUUCCACAACCGCCGCAACCACAGAGACUACACAAACAGCCGAAGCUGAAGCCGAUCCCAGCGUCACCAGCUCCCGCUACCUAAACUCCGACCUAACCUUCCAACAAGACCGGCUGCUGGACCAAGACCAGAACGGCGUUAUGAUGGCCUGGGAAACCGAGAUCAUGGCCAAAUCCGCAAAACAACUUCUCCCAACACCGGGCCUCCGCGUCCUCAACGUCGGACACGGAAUGGGCAUCGUCGACGGUUUCAUCCAGGAGCAGGCCCCCUUAGCACACCACAUCAUCGAAGCACAUCCGGGCGUAGUCGCCGAAAUGAAGCGGAAGGGCUGGCACGAGAAGCCGGGCGUCACUAUCCACGAGGGCAAGUGGCAGGAUAUUCUUCCUGGGCUGGUCGCGGAGGGCGUGAUGUUCGAUGCCAUCUACUACGAUACCUUUGCCGAGUCGUAUGCCGAUUUCCGGGACUUCUUCACGGAGCAGGUUAUUGGUGUGUUGGAGCAGGAGGGUAAAUGGAGUUUCUUCAAUGGCAUGGGUGCAGACCGACAGAUCAGCUAUGAUGUCUACCAGAAGGUCGUGGAGAUGGAUAUCUUUGAGGCUGGAUUUGAUGUCGAGUGGGAGGAGAUUGAUGUGCCGAAGCUGGAGGGAGAGUGGAACGGUGUUCGCCGGCCGUACUGGAGUAUAGACAAGUAUCGGCUUCCGCUGUGCAAGUACAUGGAUUAA